AUGCGCUACUUGAAGCAGAUAGUAAUGGACAGUAGCUACAUCUCAUCCACGCUAGCAGUGAAAGAGAUGAGAACUGCAGCGAAAAUCUAUCGUGCACUGAGAGGCAAACAAGGAAGAAGCAGAACAGAGACGAAUCUUCCAGACCACGACUGGCCACAAGUCUGGAAGAAUCUCUCUGAGAAAGCCAUACCCCCGGAAGCUAGAGACACGUGGUACAAAGUCGUACACAACAAGAUACCGACGAACGAGCGCCUAGCGCGCAUUGCCAUGCGCGAGUCGCCGCACUGCGAAGUGUGCAACGAGAUCGACACCGCGGAACACCGCUUCACAUGUCCGACAAGUCAGGCGAUAUGGGAGACAUGCAGGAAAAUGGUGGCGCUCAUGAACAGGGCGGAUCACCGAACUAUAGAAGCCACAGCCCUCACGAUCCCGGCUGCAAAAGGUUUCCCACGUCCCAAACGCGUCGCGACCAUGUGGACGUUCGCGAUGACAGCGCACGCCAUAAUCGCAAAAAAACAAACGGACGGAGUGCAGUUCCUCACCGAUCUCUGGGAGGAACACAAGCGAGCCAAGCGGAAAAACAACUACAGGCAGACGUUCCAGAACUACCUUCAGAUAGCGCUGGACGCCGCCUUCAAGGACGCCCUCCGUCCCCACACGCCACGACCGCCUCCGACGUCUCCGCCGCCGCCGCCGCCGCCGCUGCCGCCGCCGCCGCCGCCGCCGCCGCCGGCGCCGCCGCCGCCGCCGCUGCCGCUGCCGCCGCCGUCGCCGCCGACGCUGCCGCCGCCGCCGACGCCGCCGGCGCCGCCGACGCCGCCGACACCGCUGCCGCCACACCACGCCCCCCCCUAG
Messenger RNA from Schistocerca americana (American grasshopper), 855 nucleotides. RefSeq names its product adhesion G protein-coupled receptor B1-like. The coding region runs from base 1 to 855 and encodes 284 amino acids. The transcript has a single exon. The record is from RefSeq and is a predicted model, not a curated record. Lineage: Eukaryota; Metazoa; Arthropoda; Insecta; Orthoptera; Acrididae.